GCUCACCACCCUUCAACCCUCAAAAAUCAAUAAUCGCAACCACUGAUUCAUCGCCCAAUUCUUCUUGCUUCAAACCUUCCACGAUUUCGCUUCGUUAAAGAUUAAUGGAGGGCUCAUUCCCGGUUAGAGAAUAUCUCAUUGACAUGGGAUCAGAUAUGGACGAUAAAUCAAGCGGAAGGACGCCUACGGACGAUCAGUUUUUCCUCUUGUAUUUCAUCAUGGGUACCUAUUUCGGACCUGAUCUCAAGGAAGAAACACAGAAGUCUGUUUUCCAAAGACGUGCCGAGGGUCUUCCACCAUAUACUCCAGAAAAACUAGCUGGUUCUUGCAUUAAGACAGUAGAAGUAGAGAGAGUCUACUACUAUGUGCUUAGAAAAGCCGAUCCAUCCAUCGUAUUGAAACUACCAUGGCUCCAACAAUUUUUUCAUGGGAAUCUCUCAACCUCUACUCGAAGCCCAACUCUACCUUUCCCACAAUUCGAUGAUCUCUUCCCUCCGAAUUUGCAUCCUCAUUCGAUGUUCAAAGGUCAGUAUGAAGCCAUUAACAACAUUGUAUUCAUUAGUGACCCAAAUACCCUUUAUAUCGGACCAGAGUAUCUUGAAAGGUUUAAGAGGCUGACAAGGCUAGAAGAUGUCCGUUUGGACAGAGAUGACGCCAGGCGUCAUACAACUGUUGAUGGGAAAGUUUUAUAUAACAUAGAUGUGCAGGAGAUCGAUUGUCAUAAAGAGUCAAGGCCAACAUCUUCUGGUGGACCUGAAGAAGAAACGCCGCCUUUAAGUCCUCUAUUGAAGCAUAAAGGUUCUUUGCCGACCAAUGGCGUGCCUUAUAGUGAUACCCCACCUAUACGUAGUGUAGUUGGAAAUAGUACUCCAAUUUCUGGUUGUGUAACAAACAAUGGUGGUUCUGCUGAUUGCCUUUCAACUGGAAUGAAAUCGAGUGCCCUGGCUGAACUUGGAUCAGAUAUGAUAUUUCUUCCUUCUCGUCCGACUAGGGAAGAGUGGAUUAAUAUCGUAAAUGCCACCAAAAGUGGAUGUGCGUUGACUGGAAGCGCUACGAUGGGUCAUAUUGGUCCAAAUAUAGGAAGCAUCGACAUUGGGGAAUGUGAGGACUCGUAUCUAUUCCGUGUCUCUCUUCCUGGAGUAAAAAGGGAUGAAAGAGAAUUCAGUUGUGAGGUUGAGGAUGAUGGUAAAGUAUCGGUAAGGGGAGCAACGGUGACGGGUGAGAAAACAGUGUGUAGAUUUGAUCAGAUAUUUGAAAUGCAGUCUCAGAAACUUUGUCCUCCGGGUCACUUUUCCGUCUCGUUUAAGCUGCCAGGUCCCGUUGAUCCUCAACAAUUUUCUGGGAAUUUUGGCACUGAUGGGAUUCUGGAGGGAAUCGUGAUGAAGGCACGUAGAAAGGGGAAAAGAUGAUCUUGAUGCAUUCGUUUACUGGUAUGCUUUAUGUAUUGCAUCAUGUUUCUUAUUAGAAUCUUCUCGUUAGAUAUUUCGACUGCUUACGAUGAUCAGGUUAGGUCCUUCUUAGACGUCGUUUGGGUGACAUAGACUAUGCACGUCACUAUGAGUAGUCGUGUACUCGUCACAUUAAAUUAUAUUUUCUAAAUAUAGAAUCACCAGUUUUAUUUCC
This is a messenger RNA of Cynara cardunculus var. scolymus (artichoke), 1623 nucleotides long. Its product is annotated as increased DNA methylation 2-like. The record is from RefSeq and is a predicted model, not a curated record. NCBI's taxonomy places the organism in Eukaryota, Viridiplantae, Streptophyta, Magnoliopsida, Asterales, Asteraceae. The coding region runs from base 105 to 1409 and encodes 434 amino acids. The transcript has 3 exons. Gene Ontology annotation, cellular component: nucleus.